CUUUUCUUUUUCUUUUCAUUUAUUAUUAUCAAUUACACUCCUCUUUAUUUUAUAUAUAAACAAUGACCAUUGAAUUAGCUACCUUUGCUGCAGGAUGUUUCUGGGGAACUGAACAUAUUUAUAAUAAGCAUUUCAAAGGCAUCCAAACCAAAGUAGGUUAUACUGGUGGUGAUGUUGAAGAUCCUCGAUAUGAACAAGUCAAAACUGGUACUACUGAUCAUGCUGAAGCAGUUGAAAUCAAGUUUGAUCCUACUCAAAUUUCUUAUGAAUCUUUGGUGGAAUUCUUUUAUAAAAUGCAUGAUCCUACUACACUCAAUGCUCAAGGUCCUGAUGUGGGUAGUCAAUAUCGAUCUGCUAUUUUCUAUCAUUCUCCUGAACAAAAAGAAAUCAUCGAUAAAGUCACAGCUCAAGUACAAAAAGAACAUUAUCCAAACCAACCCAUUGUUACCGAAAUCGUCCCUGCUAAACCAUUCCAUGAUGCUGAAAAGUACCAUCAAUUCUAUUUGGAACGUAAUCCUGAUGGUUAUGCUUGUCCUACUCAUUACUUACGAUGGUAAAUUAUUAUUAUUUUUCUAUUCAACAUCAUUAUUAUUCCCUUCAUUCCUUUAGUUUAGUCUCUUUUGUAUUAUAGUCCUUUAAAUCAUAUUUCUUUCUUUCUUGUUGGCAUAAAUAUUAUUAUUUAAAAUAAACUUUAAUCUUUAUUCAAUCUCCU
Halteromyces radiatus is the source of this 712-nucleotide messenger RNA. RefSeq lists its product as uncharacterized. Gene Ontology annotation, molecular function: peptide-methionine (S)-S-oxide reductase activity. The transcript is spliced from 4 exons. The coding region runs from base 63 to 557 and encodes 164 amino acids. The record is from RefSeq and is a predicted model, not a curated record. NCBI's taxonomy places the organism in Eukaryota, Fungi, Mucoromycota, Mucoromycetes, Mucorales, Cunninghamellaceae.